Molecule: messenger RNA, 1213 nt
Organism: Polychytrium aggregatum
Lineage: Eukaryota; Fungi; Chytridiomycota; Chytridiomycetes; Polychytriales
Product: prolyl 4-hydroxylase
Exons: 1
Coding region: 83-1153 (356 amino acids)
Biological process (GO): cellular response to hypoxia
Molecular function (GO): L-ascorbic acid binding; peptidyl-proline dioxygenase activity; ferrous iron binding
Source: RefSeq, a predicted model, not a curated record
GCUCCAUUUCCUCCUUCUGGGCUGAGUGGCUCGCUCCCUCAAUCAAACCAGCAUCGCUUCUCCCAACCAUUCCCCAAUUCCGAUGUUGCUGCGUUCGAGGGCAGUCCCGGCCCAGCUCGCCCUGCGAGUCCUUGCGCAUCGCCUGCUCUCCACAUCGACGUCGUCCGGCUCCCUCCAAUGGAACUUACCGCCCACAGUCGGUCGCAGAUUGCGGACGCACGGCUAUGCCGUUGUCGACGACGCCCUCCCCAGCCAGGAUUUGCUGACGUUUCGAGAUGAACUCGUCAACGCCGCCAUCGACAACACUGCUCUACUGACGGCCAACUCGACCAUCCUGGUGAAGAAGGACGGAUCCUCGACCCUGAUCCCCAAGCACGGCAUCGGCGAGUUCGAUCUGUCCAAUGCUGCCGUUGCCCACAAGCUGCCGCAACUGGCCCGGUUCUCGGACUCGGGCGAUCUGAUCCGGGUGCUGCAGCCCCUGCUGUUCCCCGACAACGAGCGACGCCUGGCACGGCAGACCGUCAAGGCCCAGAUCAACUUUGGACGAGGAGCAUGCUUUCCGCUCCAUUUCGACACCGACGCCUCGAUCGACCAUCGCGCCGUGACGGCAAUCAUGUACCUCAACGAGGACUACCAGAGCCCCGACGGUGGCUCGAUCCGAGUGUAUCCCUUUCCUGGUGCAGUUGUCGAUAUCGAGCCAAGGCUGGGCCGGCUUGUGUUGUUCUCGUCGGCAUGGUGCCUGCAUCGGGUGCUCCCGUCGACAGCCAACUCCAGGCUGUGCUUCACCACCUGGAUCACCACAGACGAGCCCAGCCCAUAUCCAAAAGAUCCCCCGUCCGAGCCCACCGAUCCCGAUGGCGACGAAGCGUGGGAGUAUCUCAUGUAUCCGACACACCGCAAUCACAUCCUCAAGCUCGUCUACGCCGAUGAAUGGGCUCGGUCCAUUGUCGAAAGCCAUCCGGCCGGGCACCUGCACGAUCUGCUGCUCGAGCAACACUUUCGAGAUGCCGAGAUCAUCGCCAGGGCGUAUGGACGGUAUUUGCCGCUACUGGACCGAUAUCUCGCCAGUGGAUCGCUCGCUCCACGGGUUUAUGGAUCCGAGCCCCGGGAUGAGGCCGAUGUCGAUCCCGAGCGCAAGGUGGCGUGGUUCUGAAGCGCCGAUGCUGACCGGAUGCGAUCGAGUGCGUGCAAUAGAUUGAUCCCAUUCCCAAGC